Molecule: messenger RNA, 480 nt
Organism: Entamoeba nuttalli P19
Lineage: Eukaryota; Evosea; Mastigamoebida; Endamoebidae
Product: glucosamine 6-phosphate N-acetyltransferase, putative
Exons: 2
Coding region: 1-480 (159 amino acids)
Biological process (GO): UDP-N-acetylglucosamine biosynthetic process
Cellular component (GO): endoplasmic reticulum-Golgi intermediate compartment; Golgi apparatus; endoplasmic reticulum
Molecular function (GO): glucosamine 6-phosphate N-acetyltransferase activity; monosaccharide binding
Source: RefSeq, a predicted model, not a curated record
AUGAAUAGUAUAUACCAUAUAAAAUCAACACUACCUAUAAUAAAUUAUAUUCGCUUUAGAUGUUUAGAAAGAGAAGAUUACCACAAAGGAGUUAUUCAAGUUCUAAAUGAAUUAUCAAAUUGUCAAAUGGACAAACAAAAAUAUGAAAAAAUCUUUGAUGAAUUGAAAGAAACUGGUAGAUAUGUUAUUGUUGUUGGAGAAGAUGAACAAGAAAAAAUAGUUUGUGUUGGUACUUUGUUCAUUGAAAGAAAAUUUAUUUGGAAUGGAGGGUUAGUCGGACAUAUUGAAGAUAUUGGAGUGACACAAAGCAGAAGAAAUCAAGGAAUUGGUAAAGGAUUAAUUGACUCACUGUUAAUUAUUGGAAAAGAUGAAGGGUGUUGUAGAAUUAUUUUAGAUUGUAAAGACAGAGUCAAAGGGUUUUAUGAAAAAUGUGGGAUGACAUACAAAGACAAUUGUAUGGCGAUUUAUUUAAAUAAAUAA